Austrofundulus limnaeus is the source of this 2014-nucleotide messenger RNA. It is a transcript of the gene sst3b, whose product is annotated as somatostatin receptor 3. The record is from RefSeq and is a predicted model, not a curated record. Gene Ontology annotation, molecular function: somatostatin receptor activity; neuropeptide binding. Lineage: Eukaryota; Metazoa; Chordata; Actinopteri; Cyprinodontiformes; Rivulidae. Gene Ontology annotation, biological process: neuropeptide signaling pathway. Bases 25 to 1479 code for a protein of 484 amino acids. Gene Ontology annotation, cellular component: plasma membrane; neuron projection. The transcript is spliced from 2 exons.
UGUAUCGUCUUCCUUGAAACCUUCAUGGAGCUCAUUCAGGCCACCCAAAUGUCCUUACUGCCUCAGGAAGAGGCCACAGCUACCUGGAGCAACAGCUCAGUCCUGCCUUACUCCAGUGCUUUGCUGUUUGCGACUCCCUCGGCACCAGAACCCAGCAUCGCCCCAAUCGACGGAUCGUUCUUCUUUAACAGCACCUGUCAGAACUGCACCAAAAGCACAUCUGUCUCCCUCCCUGGUUUGGCAGGAAUCUUCAUCCCUCUUAUUUAUGGGAUGGUUUGUAUAGUUGGCUUAGUGGGAAACACUCUGGUCAUCCACGUUAUUGUGAACUACACAAAAAACGAGUCAGUCACAAACAUCUACAUCUUGAAUCUAGCCAUCGCAGAUGAGCUUUUUAUGCUCGGCCUGCCUUUCUUGGCCGUACAAAAUGCUCUCCUCUCCUGGCCUUUUGGCUCAUUGAUGUGUCGCGUGGUCAUGACGGUCGAUGCUUUCAACCAGUUUACCAGCAUCUUUUGCCUGACUGUGAUGUCGGUGGAUCGAUACCUGGCUGUCGUCCACCCCAUCCGGUCCUCCUGGUGGCGACGCCCCCACGUGGCCAAGGCUAUCAGCGGCACAGUGUGGGCUGGGUCCUUUGUGGUGGUGCUGCCGGUGGUGGUGUUUGCAGAUGUGCUGAAGGAUGAUGGGAACUGCAGCAUCGUGUGGCCUGAACCCGCAGAAGUGUGGAAGACAUCUUUCAUUGUGUACACGUGUACUGUUGGCUUCUUCUGUCCUCUGCUUGUCAUCUCCUUGUGCUACCUGCUCAUCAUCAUCAAGGUGAAGACAGUUGGAAAACGGACACAAGCCACGUCAUCCAGGCGCAGGAAAUCUGAGCGAAAAAUCACCAGGAUGGUGGUAGUUGUUGUUGCGGUCUUUGUUCUCUGCUGGCUGCCGUUCUACGCUCUCAACAUCCUAAACCUUGUCGUGGUCCUGCCUGGAGACUUCAGGGGACUCUACUACUUUGUUGUUGUGCUUUCAUACGCAAACAGCUGUGCCAACCCCAUACUGUACGGAUUCUUGUCCGACAACUUCAAGAGAGGCUUCAGGAAGGCCCUGUGUCGCACGUCCCGUAAAGUGAAGAGUAACGACAGGGUUGGCACUGAGGUUCAGCGGCCCACCGAGGAGUGGGGGGGCAUUGUGCUCCAGCCACAGAAAUGUAACAGAAUCGUCAACAURCACAGGGAGGACUGCGGUGAAAAUAAUGUCAUAGAGGAAAUCGUUGGAGCAGAGGGGGGCUUACAGAUGAGAGAAAUAAGCAGAACUUCACAAAAAGGAAACAACUAUGAAGUAAACGAGGGUACCAAGGCACGCGUUGUGACCAAUUCUGAAUUGGCUUUGGAACCUCUUCAGACUGUGUCCUUUAAGGCCAAUAAAAUUAAAAGUAGUAACUCACAAGCUGAAAAACUCCCAGACAAAACUUCUGUUCUUAAAAUCAGUUAUCUGUAAUGUUGGGUUUUGUUACGUGCAAUUUCUUAAUUGACAUCUGUAUUCUACAAAAUGCAGGUCAUCAGUGACCUUUAUCACCUGUUUGUAUUACGCAACAAUCUGCGUAAUCUGUGGCAUCAUGGUAUAAAGGGGGGACGUUGUGUAAAACGUAAUUAACAAAAAAAAUGAUGAUUUGCAAAUCAUUUUUACCUUAUAUUCAAUUAAAUGUCCUAUAAAGACAAGAUACUAAAUGUUGAAAUGGAUAAAGGUUUUUGCAAACAUUGAGUUAUUUUGAAUUUGAUGCCUGCAACACGUUCUACAAAAGCUGGGACAGGGGUAACAAAAGACUGAGAAAGUUGAGGAAUUCUCACAAAAAAAAGCAAAAAAAAAAAAAAAGCACCUGUUUGGAGCAUUCCACAUGGUAGGAAACAUGUGAGUGUCAUGACUAGGUAUAAAGGGAGCAUCCCUGAAAGGCUCAGUCGUUCAUAAGCCAGGAUGGGGUGAGGUUCACCACUUUGUAAACUGCAAAUCAGUGCAAAGUUUAAAAGCCAGCAUC